AUGGGGCAAGUAAUUGCCGAUUUUCUAGCCGAAAUACCUGAAGGAGAAGCUAUCGCGGACCCAGUCGUCCAGGACAUCCCGGAAUCCAGCACCGCCCGGCAAACCUGGAAACUAUACACAGAUGGGUCAUCUAGUGGAAAGGGAUCUGGAGCCGGUUUAAUGCUGAUAAGCCCAGAUGAGAUCAGGCUGAUGUACGCCUUACGCUUCGAUUUCGAGUGUUCUAACAACGAAGCGGAGUGUGAGGCACUGUUAGCAGGUCUAAGAAUGGCAAAAUCUAUGGGGGCGACAAGGGUAGACGCGUAUGUUGAUUCGCUGCUGGUCAACAAUCAGGUAAACGAAACGUACGAAGCCAAAGAUGAAUCAAUGGCAAAAUACUUGGCGAAAACAAAGGAGCUCAUGGAUUCUUUUGACAACGUCACGCUCAAUCACGUGCACAGAGGCAAGAAUCAGAUAGCAGAAGCUCUCAGCAAACUCGCCACCUCAGGUAUGGAAAAGGAAGUCAAAGUCGAAACGCUGCAGACACCAUCAAUCGAACCACGGAAUGUUUCCGCUGUUACAGCGGAAGAUCCUUGCUGGUACACUCCGGUUCUACGUUUCCUGGAAACGGGGGAGCUACCUCCCGCCAAGGGCGAAGCACAGAAGAUACAAACGAAAGCGCUGCAAUAUGAGAUCAAUAAUGGUGUCUUAUACAGAAAGUCUUACCUGGGCCCACUGCUGCGAUGUGUCUCCCCAACAGAGGCAAAAUAUCUCAUCAGCGAAAUCCAUGCGGGCCUAUGCGGCAUACACGCUGGACCCCGGGCGGUGGUAGCCAAAAUUCAUAGCGCGGGAUAUUAUUGGCCUGGGAUGCACGAAGACGCUGUAACAGAACUUCGAAAAUGCCGCAGCUUCCAGAAAUUCGCUCCUCAAACAAUAAGGCCCAAGAACAGCCUAGUACCGGUGACUGCAGCAUGGCCUUUCCAGAAAUGGGCCGUUGAUAUCGUGGGACCCUUCCCGCCGGCCCCUGGAAAGCUAAAGUACCUAAUCGUGGCAGUUGACUACUUCACCAAGUGGGUGGAAGCUAAGCCUUUAGCCAAAAUAACGGCGGACAAUGCCAAAAAAUUCCUCUGGGAACACAUAGUAUGCAGGUUUGGAUUACCACUGUACCUGGUAAGCGAUAACGGAACACAGUUUACAGACAGAAUUUUCCAAGAAUGGUGCACUCAUCUCCACAUCCAACAAAUCUUCACGUCAGUAGCACACCCCCAAGGGAAUGGCCAUGUGACAACCCGAACUGUACAGGUUAGUGUCGUUUAUCUUAACAGUUCUAAGAUCUUUAUUAUUUUCCUUUGUUGUGCAUUAUUCGACUUAGGCGUGUUAAACGCUGUGUGUUAA
This is a messenger RNA of Helianthus annuus (common sunflower), 1371 nucleotides long. RefSeq lists its product as uncharacterized. The record is from RefSeq and is a predicted model, not a curated record. The coding region runs from base 1 to 1371 and encodes 456 amino acids. NCBI's taxonomy places the organism in Eukaryota, Viridiplantae, Streptophyta, Magnoliopsida, Asterales, Asteraceae. The transcript has a single exon. Gene Ontology annotation, biological process: DNA integration. Gene Ontology annotation, molecular function: nucleic acid binding; RNA-DNA hybrid ribonuclease activity.